UCGAUCGUAGACCCAGGGCCCCCAGACUCGACCUAUACUUGCAGCCAUGACUCGGUGUACGGGGGCGAUGGACGUUGCCAACAAGAGAGCUCAGAAGCAGUCACGGACAAUACUGCUUCUUCUGAGAGUGUGGCAACUUCUCCAACCGCGUCUCCUGCCGAGGACGUCUCGGGCGACAACACUCUUACGGAGCCCCCAGCAUCAACAUCAGCCCCCAUACCCAGCUCCAUGCCCGACGAGACGUACUCAACGAUCACGGACCCUUCUCUAGGCGCAAGUAUGGAUCCGUCGGACAUUGACGGCGAAGUCGACAACGCAGGAGGACUGUCCACGGGUGUCAAGAUCACCAUUGGCCUGACGACUGUAAUCGGUAUCGCCAUCAUCGUCGCCCUCGCCAUUUGCCUCCUGCGACGGAGAUCCCACAAGGGAGAUAUUCGAGGCAAGGACAAUCACCCAAACUCUCCCGCACUAGCAGGGUCUCCCACUCCGCUGGUGUCGCCAACAAUCUCCCACUCUGAGGCGGAUGGUGUCCAGCUAACGCCUCCUCCUCUGUUGCGCGAGCGUCGACUGCUCCCCACGCUCAUGAACCAGAGAUUGUCUCAAGGAUUCCCCAUGUCGCCUCUCUAUUCUCCCGCGACAAGCAAACUUACUCCGAGGCAUGAAAGAACCCCCAAGAUACGCCAUGGGGAUAGUGCAGCGAUAGUACCGAGAAUCGUGAUGACGGCUCCAGAUGGCGGAUGGAAGAGCAGGGAGGAUGGUCAAACCGCCUUCGGUCGUGUGUCUCCAGCAUCAGCUUCCAACGCCGGACCACAAGCCGAAUACAAGAAUGGUUCUCCAACAUAUCCUCCUCACUCCCAAAGGCGCACUUUUAACAUCUCCGAACUGGUCAGUCCUGGGCCACCCCCAACUCGCGCCCUUCCAUCCACGCCCCCGAACGGGUCCGGAAGCCCAAGAAGCACUGCAUCCGGGCCGAAUGACGCAAGUGUUACUUCUGGUUUAUCACUCCAGCAUCCUGCGCAGGUUCACGGGCUCACCCCAGACGCACAGGAAUUGUGCGACAUGACAGAAGACUAUGCCCGCGAGUCGCGCAACAGCUGGGGAAGCUGGGGUGGCGGAGGACCAGGUGUGUCUGUGUCGUCCCUAAACCAUGGUAGAACUACACCGAGUCAAGUAAUGCGAGAGGAGGACUUGGAGAGACUGGGAGGGCGUUAUUGAGCGGAGGAGUUAGCAAUGAGGAGGGUUGAAAGAUAGAAGGUCGUCGUAUAUUCUUCAGAGGAGCUUAGGGAUUUGUAUGUACUGGAGGUUUAAAAAAAGGUAUUACUGGAGGCUAGACAGCACACCCGGUGACGGUAGUGAGUCCAUGAUGGGAUGAGGCGGAUGGUAUGGCCGGGAUGAUGAAUG
Messenger RNA from Ilyonectria robusta, 1401 nucleotides. RefSeq lists its product as uncharacterized. Bases 229 to 1215 code for a protein of 328 amino acids. The transcript has a single exon. Lineage: Eukaryota; Fungi; Ascomycota; Sordariomycetes; Hypocreales; Nectriaceae. The record is from RefSeq and is a predicted model, not a curated record.